AUUGUUGUUGACGCAAAAACAAUCGCGAACAGGAAAACAAAACGAAAAGCAGAUAAAAAAAUCUAGAAAACCGCCAAACAAGUGAGCCAAACAAGUGAGCCAAACAACCAGCAACAUUUGGGCAUAAACAAUCAAUGCAAUCGCCGUAGCAGUAGCAGGGAACAUCAAGGUUUACCUGCAAAGCCCAACUGAAUAGAUGCUGCAAUGACCGCAUCGCCUAUCUACAUUAAAGCCUAAAUAUAGAGACGCCUGGAGCGAACCACAUUUGAUAAUUUUGAAACGAGGAUAACAGCAGCCAGAAAGCGUCGCAAAAUGACACUGAAAAGCUGGCGGCACAAGCGUAAAUAGUUAUUUGCAUUUAGAUAACCAAUUGGAGACUAUAAGCCGACAAACAGCAACAUUCGUUUGCAAAGCCCUCGAAAAGAUAAUUUAUAUAUAGAAAUCAUGCUGGGACGCACACAGAAGCUUAUACUGGGCAUAGCAAUACUGAUACUAGUCGAUGUCGUAUGGGUUUCCUCCAGUGAGCUCACCAAGUUUCUGUACAAUGAGGCCAAGUUCGACAAGCCCUUCUUCUGCACAUAUUUCAAAACGUCAAUGUUCAGUAUCUACCUGCUUGUUAUAGGAAUUUUGGCGCCAUGGAAAGAGUCGUGCGAGCGCCAAAAUGGAACUUAUGCAAUGAUGGAGCAGAAUGUCGAUGAUGAGAACUACUACUCCAAUCAGGCUGUUUUGGGAGAUCCUACCUAUGUGCCGAUCAGAUCCGCACACCUGGCCUCAACAGUCAAUGGCAGCGGUAACACCUUGUCCGGCACUGAGAGCGACGAUUCCAGCGUGCGCAGUGUUCGCUUCAGCAAGAUGGCAGAGGUCCGGGAAAUGUCCGCCCAUGAGGCCACCGAUGCAUUGUUGGCACGUCUAUCCUAUGCGGCCAGCUUGCGCAUCAGGCGGCAAAAGACCCAUCACAAGACAGCCAAGACGGCCUUGCUUUUCUGUCUGCUUUGGUUUGUGGCAAACUACUUCUUUCAGCUGGCCCUGGAAAUGGAUGAGACUGCCAUGAUAACACUUGUCAGCUCUACGUCGUCGUUCUUUAUCAUCUGCCUGGCGGCCGUUUUCCCCUCGGCAACAGGUGACAAGCUGACCAUCACCAAGCUGAUUGCUGUCGGCAUGAACAUUGCAGGAGUUGUGGCCAUAACAAUGAACGAUCUGCACGACACAAAGAUGACAAGGGGUGUCCUCUUGGCCCUGUUCAGCGCCUUCUUUUACGCGUCGUACCUGGUGUUUGUCAAACGAAAAAGUGAUACUGAGGAAAAGGUCGAUAUACCUUUGUUUUUCGGGUUCGUUGGCCUCUGGAAUCUCAUGCUUUUGUGGCCGAUUUUCUUCAUUUUGCAUUUCACCAAGAUCGAAACAUUUGAAGUGCCUGAUCAGGGGCAAUUCGCGCUGCUGUUUCUGAACGGACUAAUAGGAACCGUGCUCGCGGAGGCAUUAUGGCUGUGGGGCUGCUUUCUCACCUCCUCGCUGAUUGGCACAUUGGCCAUGUCGUUGCAGAUUCCCUUGGCCAUUGUAUUUGAUGUUCUGCUGAAGCAUAAGCCGUAUUCUCACAUGUUCUAUAUCGGUUCGAUACCCAUAUUUCUGGCCCUGACACUUGUUGCGCUGCUGAUGCGUAACGAUGAUGCUGAUCCGCUUACGAAACUGUUCAAAAUUGUAUAUAGAAAACUCUGUCGUUGCCAUAAGCCGAGCAUUGUAAGAGUCAAUGACGAUGAGCAGCAGGAAUCGUUGAUUAGCAACAGCGAUUGAAAGCGGCGGUGAAUGAACGCUUUUUUGGAAAAAUCGCUGUUCAAAACACAUGAAAUGUUGCUCAUUAUAAUGCAAUCUAAAACUUGGCUGUUCACGAGUUCGUUUCGAAUCGUUCUUUAAUCUAUGGGGACAACAUGAUGCACAACGUAUUCCCCUAUCUCACUAUUCAUUGUGUUUCCCUCGUUUGUGCAUUUUCAGUUGGAUAUUAUGUUGCGAUUUUAGGUACAACUAUUUAUUACUAUCCUACAAGUGUAUUCCCUGUAAAUAGCUUUAGCUCUUACCUUUAGUGUUAUUCUAUGUGAUAGUCCAGAACGUUUUGCUGAAACCCAUCUAUAAUUUAUUGUAUUCAAUUGAUAUUCCCACUGCGCUUGGCUGUAUAGUUGUUGACUUCUCUGAUCCAAAGCGUAAUAACCUUAAAUACACCUUAGUCUACAUUAAGCUUAUAAAAACA
Drosophila miranda is the source of this 2239-nucleotide messenger RNA. RefSeq names its product solute carrier family 35 member F5. NCBI's taxonomy places the organism in Eukaryota, Metazoa, Arthropoda, Insecta, Diptera, Drosophilidae. The transcript is spliced from 7 exons. The coding region runs from base 445 to 1788 and encodes 447 amino acids. Gene Ontology annotation, biological process: regulation of peptide transport. Gene Ontology annotation, cellular component: membrane. The record is from RefSeq and is a predicted model, not a curated record.